Pyrenophora tritici-repentis Pt-1C-BFP is the source of this 1206-nucleotide messenger RNA. RefSeq lists its product as uncharacterized. NCBI's taxonomy places the organism in Eukaryota, Fungi, Ascomycota, Dothideomycetes, Pleosporales, Pleosporaceae. The record is from RefSeq and is a predicted model, not a curated record.
AUGCCCAUAUACAUGCCCGACACAUAUAUGCCCGACAUGGCGUCGAUGUUACCUGUCCAGAAGCAACCAUAUGCCUCUUCACAGUACGGUCACGAGAUGCGGUUUGCUAGCAAAUGUGGCCACAAUAUCCAUCCAUCCAGCGCACAACAUACACCAUGGUGCUCCCCGUGUGCUGUAUCUCAGGCCAAAGCAAAGACGGAAGUUGCAUUGCAGAAGGUAGUAACCGAGGGCGGCUUGCUUCCACCAGAUUACAUGCGCACCCAGCGGUGGAACCGGGCAAAGAAAGCGUACCAUAUUGCAAGAGACCGACUCGACAGAGCGAGAAGAAACGAGCAAUUGCGCUGGGAACGUGAGCAGGCAUGGAACUUUGCGCAUGAGCGAUUCGACUUCCAACGUACCCAGGCAGCAGCAGUCUUACCCGAGACCUGUUCGCUGUGUCCGGCAUGUGACUCUAUGGUGGCGUAUUACCCCACGAAUAUCCCUGAGGCCCAAGUUGCAGCCUAUGCAGCAUGGUGGGAGCGAUCAGGCGCACUUUCUACCACCACGCCCAUUUCCAGGUGCAGCACAACGCUGUCCCCGCACCACAACCAAAAUCGCCGGUGCGCGCAAACAACGGAAGGAAACCCGAGCUUGCGCCAAGCGGUGCAGACACUUCGCAAUGAGACAAGAAAGAGGGAAAGACUUGAACAAGGCUGGUAUGAGCGAACUACAAUGGACCGUGCGGUACGCAGCAAAUACAAUCUGGGCCCGGAAUACACAAUCGCACAAGAAUUCUGGAAUAUUCCUUUAUCGCUGCUGCUCAGUCGCCAGGUGUACGAAUACAGCAUAAACCAAGCCCGCCUAGCUCAGCGGAAUGCGCGCGGGCAGACACGACCCAUUCCGCCACGUAGUCCCUUGUCGCACUCGCUGUCCUCCGAAGAUUUACAGGCCGAUGCAGACCUUGCAGCGAGGCUGUAUGAACAGGAGGAAAAUGAGAGACUAGAGCGGCAGGUCAAGAAGAUAGCCAAAGAGAUUAGCUAUCUCUAUUUCGUUGGUAACAAGAAGACCGGCAUGGCGGAGUGGAACGAAGCAUUUGAAGAGAGUAAUAAGACGCUCGUGGUUAGGGUGCGAGAGUUCAGCUACGAGUCAUCCGAUUCAUCAAGUAGUGGGGAGAACAUGGAUGAUGUUGACGACAACCAUGAGGACAUGGAAAUCGAUGAGCCUUAG